UCCACUCCUUUACCUCCCAUUGCAAUAAGUUUAGCAGUCAUGUUCCUUUUAGGAGUAAUAUUUAUGCAAAAGAAGAACAAGAGAUACCCUCCAGUUGCCGGAACCCUCUUCCACCAACUGAAAUACCGCCGCAAGUUGCACCAUUAUAUGACAGAGCUUGCAUGCAAGUACAGAACUUACAGGAUGCUUGGCUUUUUUAGAUACACAGUCUACACGGCAGAUCCUGUAAAUGUCGAAUACGUGCUCAAAACAAAUGUUGCUAACUAUGGCAAGGGAUAUUACCUGCAUAGCAUUCUGUAUGAUGUGUUGGGCGAUGGGAUCUUUUCUGUGGAUGGGGACAAAUGGAGGCAUCAGAGGAAGGCAUCAAGCUCGCAAUUCUCAACCAAAGUACUUAGAGACUUCAGCAGUGAAAUCUUCAAGACCAAUGCAGUCAAACUUGCUAGCAUAAUUCAUGAAGCUGCAACCUGCGGCAAAUCAAUAGAGAUGCAAGUUUUGUUUUUGCAAUCGACCUUGGAUUCAAUCGUCAAGAUUCUACUUGGUAUCGAUCUAGAUACCAUGUCUGCAACAAACAAUGAAGGUAUCCGGUUUGCCAAUGCUCUUGCUUAUGCAAGCGGAUCUAUCAUUUAUCGUGUUGGUGAUGUCUUUUGGAGGAUCAAACGGUUCUUAAACAUUGGUACGGAAGCAGCGAUAAGAAAAAAUAUGAAAGUGUUGGAUGACUUUAUAUACAAUUUAAUCGACAUAAAGAUUGAAAAACUCCAUAAGUCAGAAGAACAAUACGAGCAACCUUUGAAGAGAAGAGACUUUAUCUCCAAACUAUUGGAAGCUAAAGAGACUGAUCCAAAAUACUUGAGAGACAUGGUCUUCAGUUUUAUUGCUGCGGGCAAAGACACAACUACUUCUGCUCUUUCAUGGUUUAUUUAUAUGAUGUGUAAGCAUCUUGAUAUACAAGAUAAGAUUGCACAGGAAGUUAGAGAAGCAACAGGUCUGAAUAUUACUUCAAGCGCUGAUGAAGUUGCAGCCAACCUUACUGAAGAAGCCCUUAGCAAAAUGCAAUAUCUCCAUGCUGUUUUGUAUGAGACACUCAGACUUUAUCCUACAGUUCCAAUGAAUGCGAGGGUUUGUUUUUCGGAUGAUACCUGGCCAGAUGGACAUAGUGUGAGAAAAGGAGAAAUGAUCGUAUACCAACCUUAUUCAAUGGGCCGGAUGAAGCAUAUAUGGGGUGAUGAUGCAGAAGAGUUCCGGCCAGAGAGAUGGCUUGACGGAAAUGGCAAUUUCAAAGAAGAAAGCCCUUUCAAAUUCAUAGCCUUCAAUGCCGGUCCAAGAAUUUGUCUAGGAAAGGAUUAUAGUUAUCUGCAAAUGAAGAUAUUCUGUGCUGUGCUUUUAACCAAGUACAUAUUCAAGCUCACUGACGAGACAAAAGUGGUGGAAUACAGGACGAUGGUCACGCUCGAUAUCAAGAGACUUCAUGUUCAUGCCUUUCUAAGAGUUUGAGCAUUGCAAGAAAGUUGUAUCAGAUGUUAGUCUCAUAUUUGAAACAUUAAACUUGUGAUCAACAACUUCUUGUUGAUGAGCCUUUUCCAUAAGUAAAAUCAAGGUAUAUGCAUCAUUUGGCAUUACAAUAAAUCAAUAA
Messenger RNA from Fragaria vesca subsp. vesca, 1630 nucleotides. RefSeq names its product cytochrome P450 704C1-like. Lineage: Eukaryota; Viridiplantae; Streptophyta; Magnoliopsida; Rosales; Rosaceae. Gene Ontology annotation, molecular function: monooxygenase activity; oxidoreductase activity, acting on paired donors, with incorporation or reduction of molecular oxygen; iron ion binding. The transcript has 6 exons. The record is from RefSeq and is a predicted model, not a curated record. Bases 40 to 1491 code for a protein of 483 amino acids.